Messenger RNA from Vicia villosa (hairy vetch), 1118 nucleotides. RefSeq lists its product as uncharacterized. The coding region runs from base 519 to 1118 and encodes 199 amino acids. The transcript has 8 exons. The record is from RefSeq and is a predicted model, not a curated record. Lineage: Eukaryota; Viridiplantae; Streptophyta; Magnoliopsida; Fabales; Fabaceae.
GAUGAAUAUGCUAGUAUGAGAAUGGUUUAGUAUUGAAUCUCAUACAUGUUUCCAUUUCACCGAUUCAAGAUACUGUUAUUCUUUAUCUGCAGGUUCAUGCUUUGCAAGAUUGGAUAAUAUUUUGUUAAACAAUAAAAGUGGAGAAGACGAAGUGAACGGUGUCUCCGAUACUCUUUCCAAAGAAUCUCAACCUAAAGGUUUAUCAGCUGUAAUUCCUGGAUGGUUCUCUGAAAUCAGCCCAAUGUGGCCAGGGGAGGCACAUUCCUUGAAAGUGGAAAAAGUUUUGUUUCAAGGAAAGUCUGAUUAUCAGGAUGUUAUGGUCUUCCAGUCAGCAACAUACGGCAAGGUUCUUAUUUUGGAUGGAGUCAUUCAGCUCACAGAAAGAGAUUAGUGUGCUUACCAAGAGAUGAUCACUCAUCUUCCUCUUUGCUCUAUUCCAAACCCCAAAAAGGUUAUGAUGUCAAGAGAGAUUGAUGAAUUAGAUAAGAUUAUUGUUUUGUAGUGAUUCGGUUUCGCGAAUGGCAAGAGACCUGUUAGAUUUGUUCUCCAUGAAAACCUGGAGGUGUUCUUGGUCUCUUGCCGCGACGAUUGCUUCGGUUUUGGCAUUGGCUUCUGUAGUUCAUUUGUUCUUGUUUCCGUUGACGCCGUCUUUAGAUUAUUUUAAGUUAGCUUCAAAUUCAUGUGUUUCGAGUAAUGCAUCGGUGGAGUUGUUUAGUAAGCGUGGUUGGGAUGAACCUGCGAUUGAUUUGAAGAUUCGGUUCCCGGGUGAUUUGCACGGUUCGGUUGCUUAUAAGGGUGCGCCGUGGAAGGAUGAGAUUGGUCGGUGGCUUGCAGGUUGUGAUUCUGUUACAAAGGAAAUCAACGUUUCUGAGAUAAUAGGUGGAAAUGAGUGCAAAAAUGACUGCAGUGGUCUGGGAGUUUGUAAUCAAGAGUUGGGACAAUGUCGAUGCUUUCAUGGUUAUGCUGAGAACAAUGAAGCUCAUCUUGCUUUGGGGACUACCCUGUUUCAUAGCGGAAUGUGCAUACAAGAUAUGAUCAGCUUUGAAGAUGUAUUGAAGGAGUUUACUUCUAAGAAAUGCGGUAAACUUGGGAAAUUGCUUAUGGAAAGUGGUGAUUAA